AUGGUUUUCCAGAAACACCGUAAACGUAACUUCAAGGGAAGAGGUAGAUCCGUGCAUGUCUCACGUACAACCCGCGUAAACAAAGCGAGCUAGCUAACUUUUGACAGAAGUAAAAGGAACCAUCAUUAACAAAACGGAGCAACGACUGACUUGCCUGGGCUUUCCUUGCACCAUGUCUCGACCACUGGGCGACAGCCAUAAAAGGUUCCUGCAAACCAUGAUGGUCAAUGGGAUCAUUGACGGUGCCAAGGCAAGGGCUCUCCACCGGCAUUGCUGUGAGACACACGGUGCACACUAUGCUCAUGAUAAACUUGAUGAAUUCAUUGAGGUUAUCAAUGCCCAGCUGCAGCCCAUGUUCAUGCAGAUCAGAAAAGGGAUGUCUGAGGAGGAUGGUCUUCAGUACCAUGCUUUGGUGAACAUGGCUGAAACUGAUGUGACCAGGAUGUCAACUGAUUAUGCAGACAACGAGUUGGAAUUAUUUCGAAAAACAAUGGACCUAAUUGUGGACUCUGACAAUGGAACCGCCUCUUCCACGGACAUUCUUAACUGUGCCGACAGCCUCCAGACAAAGAAGCUAAAGAAAAGAGAAACGGAACAUGUACUGAACAGGCUUGUUCAGGAUAAGUGGCUGAAUGAGAAAAAUGGAGACUACUCUCUCUCCACUCGAUGUAUAAUGGAGAUGGAGCAAUAUAUUCGGAUGUUGUAUCAAGACCAGGUCAAGGUCUGCCAUAUCUGUCACAAUGUGGCCUUGCAGUGCCAGAUGUGUGAAAAUCCUACAUGUGGCAUCAAAAUCCACACCCCUUGUGUCGCCAGAUACUUCAAAGGAAGGACUGAUCCACGAUGCCCUGCCUGUGAGGACUUCUGGCCACAUGAGAUCCCAGAUGUGUAUAGACCUCCGUCCUCUCAGAGCGAGACUCAGUCAGCAGCCAAAGAGAACACGGCCCCCACCCCCACUCCUCGGUCUACAGCUCAGACCAGGAGGACCAGGAGGUCAUAACCUCACGGAUGUAUGUAUAGCUGUCAGAACUUUCAGUGCAAUGUUUUGCCUUCAUUCAAAUGUAAAGAGAACUCAAUUUCAGUUUGAAUGUUGAUUAACAUUUGAUAUAAUAAAAAUGUUUUAAUGUU
Molecule: messenger RNA, 1125 nt
Organism: Oncorhynchus masou masou (cherry salmon)
Lineage: Eukaryota; Metazoa; Chordata; Actinopteri; Salmoniformes; Salmonidae
Product: non-structural maintenance of chromosomes element 1 homolog
Exons: 8
Coding region: 173-997 (274 amino acids)
Biological process (GO): double-strand break repair via homologous recombination
Cellular component (GO): nucleus; Smc5-Smc6 complex
Molecular function (GO): ubiquitin-protein transferase activity
Source: RefSeq, a predicted model, not a curated record